Molecule: messenger RNA, 752 nt
Organism: Hylaeus volcanicus
Lineage: Eukaryota; Metazoa; Arthropoda; Insecta; Hymenoptera; Colletidae
Product: cell division protein ZipA-like
Exons: 3
Coding region: 1-513 (170 amino acids)
Source: RefSeq, a predicted model, not a curated record
AUGAAGUUCCUCGUUCUAGUAUUAGCGGUGGUGCCUAUUUACGCCACUGGCGAUGUGUUUGGCGACCUUUUGGGACAAGAAUUUCACGUAUCCAUUGACCACGUGCGCGAGAGAAGGCAGGCUCAGAAAUAUAAUCCAGUGAAUCAAGCCCCAGCUCACAUACAGCAGCUUCUCCAGGCACAGAGCGCAACUCCACCCUUGGUCCACAUUCCCCAACAGCCAGUCCCGAGGUUUGGACCCCCACAGGCGGCACAGGGUCCACAGUACCGACCACAACCCGCAUAUGGUGGCCAGCAACCGAACUACAGAAAUCCAAACGGCCCUCAACAGGCUCCGCAGCCUCAACAACCACAGUACCGUCCUCUUCCCGCUAAUUAUGCUCAGCAAAUUCAACAACAAAGCUACGCACCUCAGCGUGGUCCACAGCGCGGUCCUCAGCAAGGCUCGAAGUUACCGGCUCACAUUCAACAGCUGUUGCAGUAUCAGAGCAAUUUGGGCAACGCGAUCCCUUAAAAGGGAUUAAAGAAGAUUCGAGACGCCGGAGUUGGGUAGUCAUCACUUUGGAAUUACAGAGUAAUCAUUAAUCAUAAACCGCAUUUGUAAUCCGCAAAUCAUGAAUCAGUAAUUUGUAUCUUGCACAGCUUGUCAUGUCUGAUUAUCCGUUAAGUAUUUCCGGCACUGGUGUGAUGUUUUGAGAAGAAGAGCCUUAUGGUGUUUUUAAAGCUUCCUGAGUUUCAUUUCGGUCUCUCAUC